AGAAGUUUCGAUAUUGAUAGUGUUAUACUUUAAAAUGGAUUCCAAAGCAAUUGAAGUGACUUUCAUGAUAGUCGGUGGGGGUAUAGCUGGAGUGUCUUGCGCCGAAGGACUGGCGUUUCUUGUACCAGAGGAAAAAGUUAUCCUAAUAAGUGACAGUGCAUUGCUGAAGGCCGUCACAAAUAUUAUUCCUCUUGGAAAGACUUUGAUGCAAUUUGACGUCGAAGAGCGCUCCUCUGAAAGCUUCAAAGAAACAUACCCUUCUAUCUCAGUUAUCCAUGAUGUAGUAAUGAAAAUAAACUGUGCCGAGAAGUUAGUUGAAACUAAAGGUGGAAUACAAAUUUCAUACAAGAAACUUUGUCUCUGUACUGGUGCUAAACCAAAAGUAAUUGCUGAAAAUAAUCCAUACGUCAUUGGUAUAAGAGAUACAGAAUCCGUUGAGCAUUUUUCUGAAAGAAUCAGGAAUUCUAAAAGAAUCAUAGUAGUUGGAAAUGGGGGAAUUGCAACAGAAAUUGUGCACGAAGUGGAAGACGUAGAAGUUAUUUGGGUGAUCAAGGAUGAUCAUAUUUCAGCGACCUUCGUGGAUCCUGGAGCUGCAGAAUUUUUUCAAGAUAAGCUUAUUAAAAAAGAUUCAUACGAUCACCAUGCACAGAGUUCACCGGUCAAAAGAAUGAAGUACACGAUAACAAAUGGUACAGUUACUAAAGGUGGACCAGCACUUGGUCCUGACUGGCAUAACAGCUUUGAAAUGAAAGGUGUUUCUACUGUUUCCACCAAAGUUAACAUUGAAUAUUGCUGCGAAAUUAGUAAAGUCUUGUACCCAAAUGAACUAAGCGAAGAAGAAAGGACCGAACAAUGGCCAAUAUAUGCCAAGCUGACAAAUGGAAAAGUAAUAGGAUGCGAUUUCAUAGUUUCCGCAACAGGUGUCAUUCCACAUUCUCAACUGACCGGAUUACAAACAUUAAAAAAGGCGGAAGAUGGAGGCAUAUUAGUCGAUUGGAAGUUAGAAACAUCGGAGAAGAAUAUUUUUGCAGCUGGUGAUGUGUGCACAGCAAAUUGGGAGCUUGCCGAACAUUGGUUCCAAAUGCGAUUGUGGACUCAAGCACAACAGAUGGGUCGAUACGCAGCAAAAGCAAUGGUAUCUACGCUAAGAGAUGAAGAGUUUCUUCAAGAUUUUUGUUUUGAACUGUUCACCCAUGUCACUAAGUUCUUUGGGUAUAAAGUAGUCUUACUUGGCUUGUACAAUGGACAGAAGUUGGAUAGAAAUUAUGAGAUUCUGUUGAGGAUGACCAAAGGCAAAGAGUAUAUAAAGUUGAUUUUAAAGAAUGGUAAAAUGCAGGGAGCAGUAUUGAUUGGUGAUACCGACUUGGAGGAAAUGUGCGAAAAUUUAAUUCUGAAUCAAUUAGACUUGAGCUCCUAUGGAGAAGAUCUGCUCAAUCCCGAUAUUGAUAUCGAGGACUAUUUUGAUUAAACAAGUCAACGAAUACUUCUUGUCCCAUUUUACACCCUACAAUAAUAUUCGUGAGUUAAUUGUACUGUUUUCAGCGAUUUUAUUAAAAACAUACCAAAAUUGCUUACAAA
Molecule: messenger RNA, 1578 nt
Organism: Orussus abietinus
Lineage: Eukaryota; Metazoa; Arthropoda; Insecta; Hymenoptera; Orussidae
Gene: Pyroxd1
Product: pyridine nucleotide-disulfide oxidoreductase domain-containing protein 1
Exons: 1
Coding region: 35-1468 (477 amino acids)
Molecular function (GO): oxidoreductase activity; flavin adenine dinucleotide binding
Source: RefSeq, a predicted model, not a curated record